UGUUUCUUUAACCUAACCUAACCUAUUUUAAAAGUUUCGUUUUUAGAAUGUGUGUAAACAUCGUACAUAGUGAUAGAGAAAAUUUUAUACAAUAAUUAAUACAAUACUGAGCAAUUUAAUUAUCAUGGACCAAACUAAGUUAUCGGAUAUGAAAGCUAUUUCCUUCAGAUUUGAUGAAGAAUAUAGUCCACACAGUAUGUACAUAAAGGAAUAUCUUCCUAAAAACUAUGAUGAAGAGAAGCCUUUAGGAAGAACAUUAUUUGUGUCAAGGGUUCCCCUAUACGUUGAUGAAUCUGACAUGAAGAAACUGUUUUCCGAAGUUGGUGAAGUAUUGACUGUUACAUUACAAAAAGGAAACGCAGAUAUGGAAUAUUAUAUUGCUGGCUUUCAAUGUGCUUAUGUUGUAUAUAAAACCAGGGAGAACUUAGUUAAGGCCUUAAAUAUGGAAAAGUUUAAAACUUUGUCUGAUGAUAAGUACACUCCGCUAAGAGGAUUACAGAAGUACAUAAAAGAGUAUAAUAACAGUAUUCGAAGUCAUGCAGAUUUAUUAGAAGAUGCCACAAAAGCCAUUCAAUUAUAUGACAAACAAGAGGAAGAAAGAAAAUUGAAUGAAAAGAACAAAACAGAUGAUGAUGGUUGGACUGUGGUGACUUCAAAGGGUAGGAAAAUAAAUGCAGAACUUGCGGAGAAAUUGAAUAAUCAAAGGAAAAAGAAGGAGCUGAAAAAUUUCUAUACUUUCCAAAUCAAAGAAUCGAAAAAGAAGAAUUUAGAAAUGUUGAGAGAGGGAUAUGAAGAAGCUAAAAGAAAAGUCGCUAACAUGAAAAAAAAUAGAUCAUUCAAGCCUUAUUAGUGAUCAUAAUAUUUUCUAUAAAAAUUAUUCAAUUUUUAGGAAUGAAUUUUGAUCACUGUAUGAGUUUUUUGUGUAUAUAUUAUCAUAUUUUAUAGCAAUGAUAAGUUCUCUAAUUCUUAUGAAGUUGUAAAUAAAUGAACUAAAUUUUGUUGAAAUAUAAAGCUUAAAAAAAAUAUAUGAGAGUU
Molecule: messenger RNA, 1035 nt
Organism: Harmonia axyridis
Lineage: Eukaryota; Metazoa; Arthropoda; Insecta; Coleoptera; Coccinellidae
Product: ribosomal RNA-processing protein 7 homolog A
Exons: 2
Coding region: 125-850 (241 amino acids)
Biological process (GO): rRNA processing; ribosomal small subunit assembly
Cellular component (GO): UTP-C complex; CURI complex
Molecular function (GO): RNA binding
Source: RefSeq, a predicted model, not a curated record